Molecule: messenger RNA, 963 nt
Organism: Aureobasidium melanogenum CBS 110374
Lineage: Eukaryota; Fungi; Ascomycota; Dothideomycetes; Dothideales; Saccotheciaceae
Exons: 2
Coding region: 1-963 (320 amino acids)
Source: RefSeq, a predicted model, not a curated record
AUGUCUUCUCCCUGCGAGGCUCACGCUGUCCAGCAUGGGCCCCCUUAUGCGCCCACCACCGCGGCGGUUGGAGGUCGACCAACCAUCAACACAGAUAUACCAGCGAUCUCUGUCUACCUCUUGCUCUACAUCGUCGGCGCUAUCUGCAACAUGACAAUCUUCCAGAUGAACAGACGUAAGGGUCACAAGUUUCUGGCCUCUUGGGCAAUGUUCGGUUUCUGCAUGGCUCGCAUAGUCAGUUGUGUGUUGCGAAUUGCAUGGACAACCAGACUCCAGAACGCUCGCCUUGCCAUCGCUGCAUCCAUCUUCUUGAAUCUCGGCGUCAUGGUAGUCUAUGCCGUGGUUCUGGUCCUUGCGAGCCGCAUCCUCAGAGCUGCUCAACCACGACUCGGCUGGAAUUUCACUUUGAGGAAAGCGAUCAAGAUCUCUUACAUUGGCAUCGUUGUCGUCGUCAUCCUGUUACUCAGCUUCAUCAUCGCGUCCGUCGAGACCCUGGAUCAAGGCGUCCGCACAGCAUCUCUCUGGGUCCAACGAGCAUCCAACCUCUACCUCCUCUUCUUCAACUGUAUCGCUCCAGUGUUUCUCAUUCUCUCGUGUCUUCUUCCCAAAGACCCUGAAGCCGAAAACUUUGGCUCCUGUAGCAUGCGCACAAAGCAGAUCAUUCUUGGAGUGGCCAGUUUCUUUAGCCUCUUCAUCUCCGGCUUUCGGUGCGGAACAAUCUGGGCUACACCAAGGCCAGCUUCAGACCCUGCUUGGUACGACCACAGAGCUCUGUUUUACAUCGUUCUACUAGGGUUCGAAAUCGUGGUCAUCUACCUCUUCAUUCUGACUCGUUUUGAUCAAAAGUUCUGGGUUCCGGAUGGUAGUCAAGGACCUGGUGAUUACUCUGGCAGAAAUCAGAAGGGCGAAAAGGGAGAAGAUGAGAAGGAAGUAGCAUUCGAUUUGGAGGCACAACCUGUGUGA